This is a messenger RNA of Podarcis lilfordi (Lilford's wall lizard), 1744 nucleotides long. The record is from the annotation of a GenBank genome assembly. NCBI's taxonomy places the organism in Eukaryota, Metazoa, Chordata, Lepidosauria, Squamata, Lacertidae.
AUGGCUGCUCCUGGGGGUGCCGUGCAGGAUCUCUGCGAGGAAGCCACUUGCUCCAUCUGCCUGGAGUGUUUCCGGGAUCCGGUGAUCAUCCCGGAGUGCGGGCACAACUUCUGCCGAUCCUGCCUGAUCCAGUGCUGGGAGAAGUCCGAGGGAGAGGCUUCCUGCCCUCUGUGCAGGGAAAUCAUUCAGCACAGGAACCUCAUCCCCAAUCGGCCGCUGGCAAAUGUUGUGGAAAUACUAGUAGCCGAGAAAGUCUCCCUUCCAGGGAGGCAGAAGGAAAGGGGAGAGUCUGCGAGAAGCACCAGGAGCCCCUGAAGCUCUUCUGCCAGGAGGACCAAAGCCCCAUCUGUGUGGUGUGUGACAGAUCCAAGGAGCACAAAGGCCACGAGGUGAUCCCUCUGGAGGAGGCGUUGCAGGAGUACAAGGUAGGAAAUCUCUCUGGGUUUCCUUUGGGGAUGGUGAGGGUGAAAGAGAUACAGAGAAGGGGGUCUUGCAAGAAAAUGUUUUAAUGUAUUCUCCCCUCCUGCAGCCAAACAGUAACUAAACUUCCAAAACUCUUCAAUGAACAUUUCCUUUUUUCGGGGGAGUGCAGUGCCCCCAAUGUCCCCCUGCCUUCCUGCCUGCAGGAGUAACUCACCCCCAGUCCUUCCUCUGGAAGCAGCUCCCUUAGGAAAGGGCUGGAGGGUGGGGCAGUGCAGAUGGCAGGGACCCUGAGGGCCAUCUAGUCCAACCCCCCGCAAUGCAGAAAUUCUGCCCACACCCAUCCCUGGUUGGGCUCGAACCACCAACCUUCUGGUUUGUGGGAUGUAAACACAGGAGCAGUCAAUGACAACAUUCCUAGAGUGUACAUGUUAGAACAUGGGGAGGGAUGUCUGUCCAGCAAGCAGGUCAAACUUCCUGGAGGAUCGGACUUUCUCUCUGCAUGUGACCAGAGGCUGAGGUGUGGCCUCACCUGUGCAGGUAAUGACAAAAGCACAGGGCAGGCAGCUUCAUCUUCUCUCUCUGCCAUUUUUCUUCAAUGAGGAAACAUCUAAGGAUGCCCUCUCGGCCUCCCAGCCAAGAGAGGCAGAUAUAGGACUAUUCUUGCUUACAAGAUUAGAUUUCCAUGCAAGCCUGUACUGUAACCGUUUCUAAGCGCUGGAUCUGUCCUCCUGGAUCCUAGUGUGGAAGCAGAACGUGAGUAAACUCUUUUAUACUUUUAUAAAGACUGUGUUGUGUCUUGUAUUUUAAGAGGGAACUAAAGGGAAAUUACCAGGUAUAAGAGGGAACUAAGGAAAUACCAGGUAAUUAUUAGAGGUUCUAGCGAACCUGUGCACACGUUACCGUUGCGAACUUAAAGGGGAAUGUCUAUAAACUCUGCUGAUAUUUUGGGAACUUGUUAGCACAAGUUGGAUAAGGAUAUAAUUAGUCAAUAUAUCCUCUCCUGCACCCCAGAACAUUCCCACAUGGUUAACAACCAGACACACUGACCCAUUGCGCCACAGGCUCCCAGGAUGACGAAGGCAAAGACCACAGUCUUUGGGGCAGGGAGCAAGCAUGUGAUUCAACUUUCCUGUUAUUAUGAAUAUUAAACUCCAAGAAUGAAAACAGCAACCAAACUUUGGUUUUGUUUUGUUUUCAGGAUCAGAUCAGAACCUGCCUAGACAAUGUGAGGAAGGAGAGAGAGAAAAUUCUGGAAUUUAAAGCAGAUGCAGAAAAGGAAAGUCAAGACCUGCUUGUAAGCAUCACUGUUUCUUGGAAGUGA